AUGCCAUCGACUCCGAUUAGUUCGAUGGCUGUUUCGAGGCAGCCGGAGCUCGAUCAAGACGCGACGGUGGAAUCAGAAGACUCAUCCGCCGUGAUAUUCAGUAUACCGGAAGUUUUAGACUAUGUACGGUCACUCACCGACUGUUGGCGCGAUGACGCGUCUUCUUCACGAGGAGAUCUUCGAUCCGACGAAAUCUUCGAUCGAUUACGCGAGGAGCAUCAAAUCCUCCUAUUACCUGAGGAAGACAAUAUGUAG
Arabis nemorensis is the source of this 255-nucleotide messenger RNA. NCBI's taxonomy places the organism in Eukaryota, Viridiplantae, Streptophyta, Magnoliopsida, Brassicales, Brassicaceae. The record is from the annotation of a GenBank genome assembly.